CGCUGGGGGGUGGUGCUGCUGCUGCCGCCUCCACGGACCCGGCAUCCCCAUCCCCAGACUGCUGCAUUGCGGCCCAGAUCACAUGCAGCCGCCGGGGAAAGUUUCCACCAGCGGUGCUGCUCUAAUGACAUGCCCAUACCAGCUGGCCUCACACGUGCUCGCGCAGUUUCUUCGCAACAUCAAGAUAGGCGCCUGAACAUCCAACUUGUCGGAAAAGGAAGGCAUCUACCGGUAACAGCGCGCUCGUCACACACUUUGACACCUCCAGAGGAGUGCACCGGUACGCCGCAGCACCGCUCUGUCUGGCGGCUGCUAGCCAAACGAUGACGUGACUCCGAACAACGUCUGACAUAUCCGUACAAGCGAAACAACCGCCAUCGCAUCCCGCCUGACCCGUCGCACCCACCACCACCAACAACAACAACAACAACAAACUCGAGAUCACGCGGAGCGACCAUGGACGAAUACACGGCCGACCUCUUUAUCUCGCGCGACGAUGUCUCCGAUCAUCAUCAGCCGCCUCCGACGGUGGUGGUUGACGAGUGGCAAGCCGACGCCAGCGAGACCACUCCGCCGUCCAAGAAGUCGGGCACUGGCCUGCGCUCGCGCAUCGCCAACAAUCUGGGCAAAGGACCAAGCAUCCAGGACCGCCUUGUCGAAAAGCUCCUACAGCAGGUCAUCCCCGAGAGCUCCGAUGGCCUCAGCAGCGGCGACGACCCCCUCGCGCCGGGAUUCCCCUCGGAUAAGACGUCCACCUUCUCCCAGCGGCCCAACUUCAACAUUACGGCCAUGUCCAACAACUUCCGCCGUUUCAACGCCCGCAUCGGCGUCGUGUUCAAGUUCCAGGCCCGCGUUGGCCGCCUGCUCAGCUGGCGCCGUCCAACCCACACACUCUCCCUCCUCGCCGUAUACACCUUCGUCUGCCUGGACCCGUAUCUCCUCACCGUGGUGCCACUCGCCGGGUUCCUGUUGGCCGUCUUCAUCCCCUCCUUCCUUGCCCGCCACCCCGCGCCGCCUUCGGGCACGCUGUCCUCGGAACAGUCCAUCGGCUACUCCCCCAGGGGCCCUCCCCUCGCCCCGGCCCGGACCGUAAAGCCCGUCAAGGAGCUCAGCAAGGACUUCUUCCGCAACAUGCGCGAUCUCCAGAACUCCAUGGACGACUUCUGCGUCGUCCACGACACCGUCGUCGGUAGCGUCCUCCCCAUCACCAACUUCUCCAACGAGGCCCUCUCGUCCGCCCUGUUCCUCGCCCUGACCCUCACCACCGUCCUCAUGACGACCUUCGCGUCCCUCCUGCCGUGGCGCCUCAUCGCCCUCGUCGCCGGCUGGGGCGUCAUCCUCUCGGGCCACCCGGCCAUCGCCCCGCUCCUGACGCACACCCACGACACCCAUGUCGCCCCGCACGAGGCCAAGGCCCGCUCGCGCCUCGACGCCUGGAUCGCCGACGACAUCAUCCUGGACUCGGCCCCGGAGACGCGCGAGGUGGAGAUAUUCGAGCUCCAGCGCGCCUCCCACGACGAGUGGGAGCCCUGGCUCUUCUCCCCGUCCCCCUACGACCCGCUCUCCCAGCAGCGCAUCGCCGGAGACCGGCCUCGCGGCACACGCUUCUUCGAGGACGUCCUCCCGCCCGACGGCUGGGUCUGGUCCGAGAAGAAGUGGGCGCUCGACCUCUGGAGUAGGGAGUGGGUCGAGGAGCGCAUCAUCACGGGCGUCGAGGUCGAGACCGAGGGCGAGCGCUGGGUCUACGACAUGUACGACGAGCACAGCGCCUCCCAGGGCGGCGUCGGCGUCGCGGACUCGCCGACCACCGGCAGAGCCAAGCCGAGGGCGCCCCAGGCGCCGACCCCCAGCUGGGAGGAGGGCGAGGACGGCACCGGCCGCCGGGGCGAGUGGAGGCGGCGGCGCUGGGUGCGGCUCGUCAAGAGGAGGGCCACGACGAGCUCUGCUUGAAAGCGCGCGUCGCCGUGCCGCUGUACGAUGAUUAGGAUUUAGUAAUGAGAAAUGACUCCCAACACGGUUGAAACGCGCCGGGACACUCGCUCCCACCUCUUGCGUGCGCAUCAUGUCGGCCCCGCGGCGGCUACGUCAGGUUGGUUCCAUUGAUGCUGCAAACCUCCAACCGGACAAAAACCCCGGAUGGGACGGUACCUAUUCACGAGUCUAUAUGUGUAUACGAAAACAUGCACACAUGACGCGGGUGACCGCGCCUGAAGGGGGUCCCCCCCCCCGGUAGCCGGUCCACGCAGUGACAUCAGCAAUCACCCCCCCCCCCCCCCC
Molecule: messenger RNA, 2277 nt
Organism: Colletotrichum navitas
Lineage: Eukaryota; Fungi; Ascomycota; Sordariomycetes; Glomerellales; Glomerellaceae
Product: integral peroxisomal membrane peroxin
Exons: 2
Coding region: 457-1950 (497 amino acids)
Biological process (GO): peroxisome organization
Cellular component (GO): peroxisomal membrane
Source: RefSeq, a predicted model, not a curated record